AUGGUUGCUGCUACAUUACAACAAUUGCCACCGGCGUAUAUUUUACAGAGUUGGCGCCGGGAACAACCAUCACAAACGGAUCGUCUAUUAUUAGAACAAACAUUUCUCAUAGCACCUGAUACUGCACUACCAUUUUCAUCGUUACGUCGACGUAUUCGUGAAGUACAAGAGGAACGAGCUAAACCAAACGUUGUUGUUUACUAUGAUCCGUGGUCAAAAGAAGCUUUUCAAGUACAGACGCACGAUAGAACAACAACAAAAUUUCCCCGAAGUCAUACGGUCAUCUAA
Molecule: messenger RNA, 288 nt
Organism: Didymodactylos carnosus
Lineage: Eukaryota; Metazoa; Rotifera; Eurotatoria; Philodinida; Philodinidae
Source: the annotation of a GenBank genome assembly